This is a messenger RNA of Caenorhabditis remanei, 729 nucleotides long. RefSeq lists its product as uncharacterized. The record is from RefSeq and is a predicted model, not a curated record. Gene Ontology annotation, biological process: double-strand break repair; DNA-templated DNA replication. The transcript has 5 exons. NCBI's taxonomy places the organism in Eukaryota, Metazoa, Nematoda, Chromadorea, Rhabditida, Rhabditidae. The coding region runs from base 1 to 729 and encodes 242 amino acids. Gene Ontology annotation, molecular function: DNA-directed DNA polymerase activity.
AUGCUUCUGGCAAACUCCUUCAUUUCUGUUGAAGAUGAAAUGUUCAGUCCAACGCAAUUAGGUCGAGCUGCAAUUGCUUCGUCAUUACCUCCAGAAGCAUCUCUUGCAAUAUUUGAAGAUUUGAAUUCAGCGAGUCGAGCAAUUGCUUUGGAUACAGAACUUCAUAUGCUUUAUUUGGUCACUCCAAUCAACGUAACAGUUUGGCAAGAGUGUGAUUGGCACCACUUGUUCGCAUUAUUCUCGAAAUUACCAGCUGAUCAUCGAAGAAUUGCAAAAUUAGUUGGUGUCAGUGAAAAGUUCAUUCUUGAUCAGUUACAAGGAAGACGGAACAAUAAAAUGCUCCAAGUUCACAUUCGAUUCUUCUCAGCACUGGCACUAUUCGAUUUAAUCAAUGAAAUGAGUAUCUACCAGGUAUCUCACAAAUACCGAAUUCCACGUGGAUGUCUUCAAACUCUUCAAGCACAAAGUGCCACUUAUGCAGCAAUGAUUGUGGCGUUCUGUCUUCGUUUGGGAUGGACAUAUUUGAAAGCAUUGCUCGAUGGAUUUGCAAUGAGAUUGUUGUUCGGAAUCAGAUCAGAGCUCUCGGAACUUGUUACUAUUGAAGGAAUUGAUGGACAAAGAGCCCGAAUUCUUCAUGAGCGAGGUAUAACGUGUCUCUCUCAUCUUUCUGCAUGUGAAUCCUCAAAACUUGCUCACUUGCUAACGCUAGCGGUUCCAUACUCUAGGUAA